Bipolaris maydis ATCC 48331 is the source of this 1159-nucleotide messenger RNA. RefSeq lists its product as uncharacterized. The record is from RefSeq and is a predicted model, not a curated record. Lineage: Eukaryota; Fungi; Ascomycota; Dothideomycetes; Pleosporales; Pleosporaceae. Gene Ontology annotation, molecular function: acetylpyruvate hydrolase activity.
GGAGAACAUAUACCCAAGGUACAUAAGUAUUCGAAUCCUGCCAUACAAACAGCAGCCUGUCAGACUCAGAAUCCUUGGUUCAGAACCCUUGAUUGAACAAUACCAUCAUAAUGGCACCAAACUGGGACAGACUUAUCCGCUUCAUUGCGACAGACGGCCGCGAGCUGCGGGGUCAACCAAUCCUCCCCUCUGCGGACUUUGAUAUCGGGACGACAACCGAGGAAACAGGCCUAAAGGCCAAAGUUAUCGACGUAAAAAACAACGACAUCUUCGACCCAGCGACAAAAGUCACAGAUGAGGAAGUGACUGUGAAGAAGCUUCUCGGUCCCGUGACACAGGAUGAAGUCCCAAUCAUCCGAUGCAUAGGACUGAACUUCAUCAAGCACAUCCAAGAAGGAGGCCGCACACUUCCCCCCUUCCCCUCCACCUUCAUCAAAGCAAACACCUGCUUAACCGACCACAACGCCCCGAUCGUCAUCCCCAAAAUCGCCCAGGACAACCAAGCCGACUACGAAGGCGAACUCUGCUUCAUCAUCUCCCGCGACGCAAAAGACGUCUCCGAAGCCGACGCCUUCAACUACAUCGGCGGCUACCUCUCCGGCAACGACGUCUCGAGCCGCAAACUCCAGCGCGACCCCCUCCUCGCUGGCACCGUCCCGCAAUGGAACUUCUCAAAGGGCUUCGACACGUACGCGCCUCUCGGCCCGCAAAUCGUCAGCACGGCCGUUAUCCCCGAUCCCAGUGUUUUGCAGCUGCAGACGCGGGUGAAUGGCGAAUUGCGCCAGGAUUCCGGCAUCGAUGAUUUGUGCUUCAAGAUUCCGACGCUCGUGGCGUAUUGCAGUCAGGGGACUACGCUGAAGAAAGGCACCGUGUUUAUGACGGGCACGUGUGCGGGUGUGGGGUAUGCGAUGGCGACGCCGCAGUUUUUGAAGCCGGGGGAUGUGGUUGAGGUCAGUGUGAAGCCGCAUGUUGGGACACUGAAGAAUGUGGUUGAGUUUGCUUGAUUUGUCAUGUUUCGACCAUUUUUUCCGGAUAUCGAGCAGUGUUCACUUUUGAAGAGAAAGAACCGUAGUGAAACAAAAAAAAACAAUGAAAUCUUGUCGAAUCACAACCUCAGAGUGCAGUGAUGACUUCACUGGUGUACUGUAAACCUGCAAAC